Molecule: messenger RNA, 2487 nt
Organism: Vigna radiata var. radiata (mung bean)
Lineage: Eukaryota; Viridiplantae; Streptophyta; Magnoliopsida; Fabales; Fabaceae
Exons: 6
Coding region: 102-1886 (594 amino acids)
Source: RefSeq, a predicted model, not a curated record
GAGUGAUAGAUGUUAAUAUGUUAAGGAAAGCAACCAAGUUCACUUUUUUUUAGUAGUUGCUUUGCUUAGUGGAGGAGUCCUUUGGAUCAACCACAAAGAAAAUGCCAUGUUCCAAAGAAGAAGCUCUUGUUAGACUCUUCUACAAUGUCUCUAGCUCCUUCCACCUUCUCUUCCUCCUCCUCUUCUCUUCUUCCCUUUUGCUUAUCCACUUCUUGAACUUCAUUGCCAGCUUCACCAUCUUCCAAAGAGAUCACCACUAUGAAUAUGUGUCUUCAGAGUACGAUGAAGAAGAAGAAGAAGAAGAAGAAGAAAUUCAAGAAAGAUACUCUUAUGAGCAUGAUUCUGGUGAGUCAGAUCACCUGGUAGCUGACAUCAUUGCUGGUGGAGAAACCCUUUUGUUUGUGCACAACGACCUGCCUCUGAGGACUCAUUCCUCUUCUGAUGAAUUCACAAGCCCCCGUGAUAGCCUUGUUGAAGAAGAGUUAGAAGAAAACUAUUCAACAGAAACCUUGUUUUUUCACAAGUCACCUUUGGUCUCAGACAUAGAAAAUGUACAAGAGGUAGAAGAAUUUCCAGCUGAAGAUGCUGAUUCUGUUCCAAAUUCUGUCCCUGAUGAAAGCAGGCCCACAUCGCCCAUCACCCUGAACCUCUACAAAAGUGACUCACCAGACAGUGACAAAAACUGUGACGAAGAUCGUGUUGGAAUUGGACUUGUUGAAAAUAAGAAGCUGCAAGAGGAAAGCCUCGCACGAGAUGAGAGAUUCUUGGUCUAUGAUCCUACCCAAUUGGAGGCCAAGAAGCUCAUUGUUCAGGAAAAAGAUGAUGAAGAAAUAUAUGGUGACUCAUGCACUGUUGGAUCCACUUCUAAGAGUUCCUCUGAGUGGAGGAGCUCUAUUAACUGCAGAGAUUCUGGAACUGAUGACCCUUUUUCUUCCUCAUCAAGAAGAAGUUGUCCCAAGUGGGAAUCAUACACAGUUUUCCAAAAGUAUGAUGAAGAAAUGUCAUUCCAAGAUAGAAUUAGUGCACAGAAACUUCAAGAAAUUGAAUCUUUAAGGUCUAUCAAGGUAUCUCCCAGGUCAAUUUCAGAGCGCAUUGUGUUCAAGUUUUCAAGUAUGAACAAGAAACCAAAUGAUACACGUCGCAACCCAUAUCAUGAACUUGAGGCUGCAUAUGUUGCACAAAUUUGCUCAACAUGGGAAGCUCUUAAUUGGAACUACAAGAAUUUUCAAUCCAAGCGAGCUUCACGAGGCCAUGAUGUUGACGUGGGUUGUCCAGCCACCAUUGCACAGAGAUUACAACAAUUUCAAGUGUUGUUGCAGAGAUACAUAGAAAACGAGCCUUAUGAGCAUGGUAGAAGACCAGAGAUCUAUGCUAGAGUGAGGCAUUUAGCUCCAAAAUUGCUACUAGUACCAGAAUAUCGAGAAUCAGAAGAUGAUGAGAGAGAAGAAAAUGGUGUUCAGUCAAAAAUAUCAUCAGCUUCAUUUCUUACGAUAAUGGAAGAUGGGAUAAGAACGUUCAUGAGUUUUCUGAAGGCUGAUAAAGAGAAACCAAGUCAGAUAUUCGCAGCUUACUUUCGGAGAAACCGAAGACCCUUGGUUGAUCCAACACUUCUACGCCUCAUCAAGAAAGUUAAUCAAAAGAAGAAGAUGAAAGUGAAGGACCUUCGACGUUCAAGAAAAUGCUUGAGGAAGAGAAAGCUGAAGGGAGAAGAAGAGAUGGAGAUUUUGAUGGCACUGAUAGACCUGAAAGUGGUGUCAAGGGUUUUGAGAAUGAGUGAGUUAAGUGAGGAACAGUUGCAUUGGUGUGAAGAGAAGAUGAGGAAAGUAAGAGUGGUGGAAGGAAAACUACAAAGAGAUUCCUCUCCACUUUUUUUUCCUGCACAUUGACCCACAAAAAGGUUUAUGUAUAUUGCUUGGUGACUGGAUCAUGAAUGUGCAUGGCUGCACCAAAGGAAUAUCCAUAACACACCCUUUUGUUUUGUAAAUAAUAUAAUAUGUGUGUGUGGUUAAAGAGAAGGAGGGACCCUACAAAUCAAAGUGAAACAUGUGGGGUGGCAUGGAUUUUGGAGCCUGAAACUGAGAGGAAAAGAAGGGUUUAUGUGAUUUGAUGAAUGUUGAAAGUGAAAGAGCAGAGACAAAGCAAGGAAUGAAGAUAGAGACAAGAAUGAACAGCUUUAGUGUGCUUUAGCUUUUAACUUAGGGUUUAUCUAUAAGGGUCUUAAGCUGAAUCAAAAAGAAGAAUGAAGCACAUGUAGUUGAAUAAAAAGUAAAAGUAGUAUAUCAUAAGAUUAAGGAAUGGUAGGGUUAGGUGAUUCUUUUUUCUUCAAAAUAAUAUUACAGAAGGUAUGCCACUUAGUUCUGUCAAAGAGAAAAAGUUGGUAAUAAUAAAGGAAUAAAUCUUGCAUCAAAGUACGUAGCAUGUAGCAUGUAGGGUAUCAACUUACAUAUUAUCAUAAAAGUUUAUGUUGUAUAAUAUAUAUGUCAUAUA